This is a messenger RNA of Rhinocladiella mackenziei CBS 650.93, 1365 nucleotides long. RefSeq lists its product as uncharacterized. Gene Ontology annotation, molecular function: DNA-binding transcription factor activity, RNA polymerase II-specific; zinc ion binding. The record is from RefSeq and is a predicted model, not a curated record. Gene Ontology annotation, biological process: regulation of DNA-templated transcription. Lineage: Eukaryota; Fungi; Ascomycota; Eurotiomycetes; Chaetothyriales; Herpotrichiellaceae. The transcript has a single exon. Bases 1 to 1365 code for a protein of 454 amino acids.
AUGCAGCAAUCCAUCAAGUCCAAAAGCAUCACCAAACGCGGUCGCGUGAAACGAAAGCAUACCAAGGUCACCACGGGCUGCUUGACCUGCAAAAGCCGCCACCUCAAAUGCGAUGAAGGCGAGCCGAACUGCUUAAAGUGUACCCGCUCUGGGCGGCAGUGUGAAGGCUACGUGAGACGUAAAGCCUGGAUUUUUAAACCCUCCCACUCUUCUUCGACGGACUCGGUCCCAGGAGCUGGUCCCUUGCUCAAGAGUCUCUCGGCCGAUCUGGGGAAAACAACCCUUGAACAACGAGCAUAUCAAUAUUUCUUCCACGUGGCAGCCCCGUUGAUCGCUUCGCAUACCUUUACGUCGACUGCUCAAGAGUUCUGGCGCUAUCAUGCUCUUCAAUAUACUCAUUCAGUCACCGCUGUUCGUCAUCUGGCAUUGGCCAUCGCUGCAAGACAGGAAGCGGAUGGCUUGUCCUCCACCCACCUCUCCCACUUUGCCACUAGACACUGCACCAAGGCGCUUUCGAUACUAAAUGCGUCCCAAGGAAAUACCUCAACAGACACGUUGCUCAUCUGCUGUGCCUUGCUCUCGGUCUAUGAAAAUCUAGACCCGGUCGCUCCAACCGCCGAAUCUUUGUCACACAUUAUUCCUGGCCUCCGCAUUCUCAACGGAAACGUCACUCAAUCCCACCAUAAUCACAAUUACGCCCUAAUUGCCAUCUCGACCAUGUUCAAACAGGUCGAAACGGUCAUUUCUACAUUCAAAACUCCUUCCUUCAUCCUUGGCGGGCGGACCAUCAGCCCAGAAGCUCGGACAGCGCCUUCCCUGCCCGAUGAAUUCGACAGUCGUACCGCCAUCCAGCAGGCCUUUUACGAAAUUUAUCGAUGGCGAUUUAUAUACAGUCUAAGUCAUCAGGCUUGGACAGCCACUUGUUCCGGAUUCCGUCAAGUGCUAAAUCUUAUGUUGACCUGGCAUGGGCUGGUGCGCAAGUACAUAUCAGCUCUGAAUCCCCACCAAAGUUCGGUGGAAAUUCAACUCACCAAGGCCUUAUUGGUGCAAUUUCGCCUGCUGUAUACUGCUCUUCACUUCUCCGUGCGAGAUGACUUGCCUGAACAUCAACACAAUCGGCCUACCUUUGUCGACCUGUCCCGGCCUGAUAAAAUAUAUCUCUAUCUACCCGUUGAGGCUGGUCUAGACGUUCGAGAACAGGAUUGGCGGUCCACCGUUGGCGACGGUGGCAGGCAGCCCCGGAUCUAUCCCGAGGCUAGGAUUCUUCAGUUACCCGAUCGGCAAGGCUAUAUCCAACUCAUCAUGCGCGGGGCUUCUAUACGCUUGGGAUUAGACAAGAUGAGUUCCAACACAAAGAGAGGAUGA